CGUAGCAUAGUGGAGAUACUAUGUACACUUUGGUGAAGUAGCUGGAUCCAAUUACUUACUGUUUAAAAUGGGGGAUGAAGCAGCUAAAACUGUGGUGGAACCAGCCUACUUGUGUGAUGAGAAGAAGAAAGAUGGAUUUGUCCAUGUGAUUGUCAGUGCUAAGGAUCUGAAAACCAGCAGGACCUUGAAGGGAAUAAAAAUUAUCAAAAAGGCUGAAAAUGCAGUGGUUGAUGCAACAUUUGAAGAAAGAUCAUUUGAAGUCACAGUGAAAGGAAAGGACAGUGGGAAACUAAAAGGAAAAUGUUACCAGCUUAAAAUCAAGAAGCUGCCAUAUGAAAUAGUGAAGGAAAAAAGUUACAUGGAGGUUGAAGAUGAUAGAGUUAUACUUUACCUGAAUAAACAAGAAAAUAAAUCCUGGUAUCCAGAAUUGGAGUCAGGGCUCGAGACUGAAGAAGAGGAAGGCUAGAUCUGUAGAGGUUCCAGGGAUAUGAUGUAAACAACUCUUCUGUCUUCAGUCAUCUUGUAAUUAUUGGAGAAUUAAGACUCUUUUAAAAUGUGAAUUUACUUGUUAGAACAAAGCUUAUCUUCCACUGCCUUUUUGUGUUCCUUGUUUCUAUAAUCAAGUGAUGAAAGACAAUGUUGUAUAUGUUUUUGGUUUAACCCAUGAAAUUGUUAUGAAUAUGAUAUUAAAUUAACAUUGCUGAUGUUUUUAGUCAAUGUACCAGUAUUUUAUAUUGCAAAGAGGUUAUCUUUACAAACCAUGUUAUAUUUAUGUUUGUUAGUUUUUCCUAAAGAUUGUUGAAAGAUUGCAACAUUCAGUUGUUUUUAUGAGAGAUGCACUUGAAAGAUGGUUUGUAUUUUUUACAUGUACCAAGGAUGCAUUCAUCUGUUUCAGAUGGGUUUCUGUAACAUUUUGCAAUUCAAAUGUUGUACUGCAUACAGGGAAAUUUUCGCUCCUUUUGCCAUCAUCUCAAGCGAGCAAAUUUAAAACGGAACAAUUUAAAGAUAAGAGAGUUACCUCUUUAACAUAAAUGUGUCCGGACAAAUUUAAAGUGGGGCAAAAUCGUUUGCAAGUGUGAAAGGGCAGAGACAACACAGGUUGAAAUUAGCCUUGUAUGCAGUACUUAUAAGUUUGGGGUUUUUUUUGAAGGCUAGAUCUGCAUGUUUUAAUACCAGACUCCACAAAGUAUUAUAUUAUAAAUUGGAAUACUAAGUACAUAUAUAUAAGCUCAGGUCAUUUUUUGAAAAAAGAUUUAAGAAAUUGGUUUGAUAUUUUCCUUUGUUAAAUUGAUAUGAUGUUCUUUUCAAGCAUACAAACACCUUGUAUGAUGAUGUCUGUUACCUUCAAAAGUACAUGUAUGUUAAUGUGUUGACAAGUGCUUGUUGUAAAUUAAUGCUGUAAUAAUUAUGUUUAGAUUUGCACAAGACUACAGCAUUUUUAGCUCAUCUAAAGCCACUCCAGUGAGUUAUUUUUCUUUUGAACAACAAUUUUGAUCUGCAUUAUUCUGUCUGGUUUGAAUUUUAACCUUUUCUUCAAGUUCUUCAAAACAGCCAAACUGAGGGAGGUUUUCAAAUUUUGAGUCAUUAGAUAUACCUUUUCUAAGAGUAGAUUAUUGGGAAAUACAUGUAAGUUCUUUUAAUAUCUUCUUCAGAAUUGCAUGCUGAGGGAUGGUAAAACUAAUACUAACCUUUUCUCUCUAGAUUAUUAAUUAAAGACAUCAUGGAGUCAUGACUGUAAGGGUAAAAUUGAUCAAAUCUUCAGUAUAAAGGAAAAAUCUUUUUAGGUAAAGAAAAGCUUAUUCUCUUUAGAGAAGUGGAUGUAGGCGAAAGCCUGUCCACUUCUCUAAAGAGAAUAAGAAAAGCUGUGAUUGGCUGUCAAAUUAGUAUGCUGUCAUACCCAUGUAAGAUUCAAAUCUCUUCAAAGCAUGGCCCAGAGACCAGCAUGAGGCAAGUUAUAAAUGGUGAUGUUAAAAAUCCUUAGAAUCCAAAGCUACAUGUACAGUGUAUGUACCAUCAUCACUAGCAUGAUAUUGUAGUGUAGGUUCAAGUUUCUUAAUGUUUUCUUAAAUUAGUGGUUCGUUAAUGAGUCUUGUCUCUGUACAUGUGGUUUAUGAGAUUUUCAGUGAGAGCAAGGUUACUUAUGGUAAGUAAGUUGGGUGGCCAAAGGGUAUUCUAUUAUUUUUGAUACUUUUUUUUAAACUUUUGCAAGGAAUAUUUUGAAAUUACAUAUAUUAGAAGUGCAAUAAAGUAUUUAGUAGUUUCAAA
This is a messenger RNA of Saccostrea echinata, 2265 nucleotides long. RefSeq lists its product as uncharacterized. NCBI's taxonomy places the organism in Eukaryota, Metazoa, Mollusca, Bivalvia, Ostreida, Ostreidae. The record is from RefSeq and is a predicted model, not a curated record. The transcript is spliced from 5 exons. The coding region runs from base 68 to 466 and encodes 132 amino acids.